Molecule: messenger RNA, 4875 nt
Organism: Schistocerca serialis cubense
Lineage: Eukaryota; Metazoa; Arthropoda; Insecta; Orthoptera; Acrididae
Gene: Mrgn1
Product: probable E3 ubiquitin-protein ligase MGRN1
Exons: 13
Coding region: 93-2138 (681 amino acids)
Biological process (GO): protein ubiquitination
Cellular component (GO): cytoplasm
Molecular function (GO): ubiquitin protein ligase activity
Source: RefSeq, a predicted model, not a curated record
UUGACAUAAUUUGACGUUUUGGUAUGCACAGUGGUAUAACACAUUGAAAAUUUGUGUUUAUUGUUUGUAGGGAUAUAGUUACAACAGUCGUGAUGGGAGCAUUUACGAGUAGACAACAUGCAGGCGUUGAAGAAGUUGAUAUUGUAUCGAAUCACGCAUAUAAAUACCCACCUAGAUCAGGUAAUUAUUUUGGCAGUCACUUCAUAAUGGGUGGAGAAAGAUUUGACACUCCUCAGCCAGAAGCUUAUCUGUUUGGAGAAAAUGCAGAUUUGAAUUUCCUUGGCAGCAAACCAACACCUUUUCCAUAUCCACCUCCACAAGCCAAUGAACCAACAAAAACUCUGAAGUGCUUGGUGAACAUCCGCAAAGAAUCUCUUCGAUUUGUACGUUCUCCAGAAAGUAUUGGUAAAUGUGGGGAUGUAGAUAUUGAAGCAGCAAAAUCAUCCCUUUUCAACAUAGAAUUUACUUUUGAUUGUGAUACAAGGUGUGCCAUAACUAUCUACUACUUCUGUACAGAAGAAGUAACACCAAAUGGCAUAGUUUUUCAUCCUCGGAACCCAGGAAUGAAUUCAGAAACAUUUCAUUACAAACGUGGAAGCAACCAAUUGUUCAGCCAAGCAACUCAUGUAUUUGACCCCAGCUGUUAUUCGGAUGAAGAACUUACAUACAACACUGACAAAGAAGUUAUUCCAAUUGCAAUUCAUUGUGUCGCAGAAGAUGGGAGUGAUGAACCACAUCAAUCACACACGACAAUAGCUGUUGUAGAUCACCAUUCAGAUGGCACGUAUGUUUUGAAAGCACUCAAGCAAAAGCUGUAUGUUGAUGGCCUAUGUUACCUAUUGCAAGAAAUAUAUGGAAUUGAAAACAAAAAUAAUGACACUGCAAAGGCAGCUGGAGAUGAAGACACAGAAGAUAAUGGAUCUGAAUGUGUAAUAUGUAUGUGUGAUGUUAGAGACACUUUAAUCUUACCUUGUAGACAUUUAUGUCUUUGUAACUCUUGUGCAGAUUCUCUUCGCUAUCAGGCAAACAAUUGUCCAAUAUGUCGAGCACCUUUUCGUGCACUGUUGCAAAUUAGAGCUCUGCAGAAAUCUUGUACUGUGCCACAGCCAGCAGCUAUUCUUCCACCAGAGGGGAGUUGUGAGAACAUACCAGCUGGAUAUGAGGCUGUUUCUUUAAUAGAAGCCUUAAAUGGACCUCCUAUUUUACGAGCUCUCCCAAUAGCACCUGUUAUGGAUCUGGCAGAAACUCCUGACCAGGAAGUAGCUGUUCAAGCAGCAGAGGUUCUUAACAGAUCUAGUCAGGAGCAGAUACAGUGCACAAAACAAAUUCUGGAACAUGAAGAAAACAGUCCUAGAGACCGUACUAGCCGUGAAGGUUCUGUUUCAUGUACAACUCCAGAAUUCCGUAUGUCAGUCUUGCUAGCCAGAGAGGAUGAAAAUCACAAAGAACAAUCGAAAUCACCACUUCUUGUCCGGCACAGUGUGCGUCCUCACAGUAGAGAAAAGAACUCUACAAGACCUCGUGACACAGUCAGACUGGUUAAUGAAAAGACAGUGGAUCAAACUGAGGAAAACGUUGAUGAUGAUAGUGAAGCAGAGAAGCUUUCACCUUUACUUGAAGUGGCAGGUGUUGUGAGUCCACCAGCUACUGUUUCAAUAAUUGGAAAUAAUUUGGAUGAUGAAGAUGAAGAAGAAGAUGAGGAGGAAGAAGAGGAAGUCAUUCAUGUUGACAGUCUGCGAACUAAGGAUGAUCUAGCUACAACGAACGACAUGCCAACAAGUUUUGUAAGUGAUGCUGCUCUGCCCACUGAUAUGGAUGGAUGUGUAGUUGCUGGUACUGGUGGUGGUGGUGGUGGUGGUGGUGGUGAAGAUUCAGACUAUUACACACCAGAAGACCCAGCAACAACAAUACUCAGUCCUUUGCAUUCAGAAAAGGAACGACCACUGACAAACUCUGAUGUAAUAUCAUCUGUAGAGAGCACACCUGGACGUUGGACAGGCAUUGGUAUUUCACUUCCUGGUACGCCUAUCAGUCACCUGAGUCACAGAUCCAGUGGUGACAGCUACAGUUCCAGCAGCUCAACAAGGCAACUUUUGAAUGGUGGUAACCAUUGUAGCAGAGAAAAGCAAGACUCUUAGUUCAUAAGUCUCUGUGUUAAUGAACAUUCCAACUUUUAUGUUGUGUUUUAAUGGGGAGGUCAUCAAGUGUAAUAUAUUUCAUGGAGUUACCCGAGGGAAUAUUUGAGUGGGCACUGCAUUACACGCACAAUUCUCGAGUAACUCUUCAAGAACACACUAACAUUUGCUUCUGGUCAAAUUUUCUGUUACACUUGUAUUUUUUCCCCUCCUUUGUGUUAAUGGGAAUGAACAUCGUGCCCAUAGUUCUCUGUUGAGUAAUUUGUUCCCGUAAAUAACAUAUUUCAGCUGCUUUAGUACUGGUUGAGGCUUCUAAACUAAUUACCACACAUUUAAAGAUUGAGUAGCAAGGAAGUUAAAACAAGGAUAUGUCAGUGAUUCCAUUCAGUGCAAAAGUAAUGGUAUGAGCUAUGAUUAAUAAAAAAUUCAGAAUAUUGCCAGUCAAAGGUAGUCCAAACUAUUAUCAUAAUGUAAUCUGUAUAAAGUAAGUGAAUGUGGUUUUUCUCUUCUUUUCCCAUGACGGGGAACCAUGUUUUUAUCACGUUUUGGUAUAGUAAACAUUCAUCUCUGCAGUAGUAAAAAUUGUCAAAGAUGAUGUGUAAUAGGAUUGUUAAUAUUUGAACCCUAUAGUUUCCAAGUUUGUGACUAGCAUACUGGCAGUAAUUUUCGCAGCCAUCGUGUACAGGAGUUUAACAUGUAAUUGCAAUUGCUCUAGCAUCAGGACUAUUUAUAAAAAUUUACUGAAAUUUUCGGAAUUAUUAACAGUUAAUCUUUAUUGUGUUUAAAACAGACAUGAACACUCAAAACAGACUAUGAAUCUGGUGUCUUUAAUGCUACCUUUGAACCAGAGUCCUACCUCUCGGUAUCAUCUUAUGAGUUUCAAACUGUUCUGUUAUGAGAGACAGCCUGAAAUUAAUUUACAAAGAUCUUAACUGUGUCAGCACAGAAAUCCCUACACUUACAAGAGGAGGCCAUGACGUUGGGGAUCACAGAUUUACUUGAAACUUUGUGUGCCUUUAGUAGGCCAUUAAAAUAACAUAAUGCGCAAGUAGUAAGGUGCACUAUGGCAGUUUUGAAAAAAACUCGCAAAAGAAGUUUUAUGCGUCUAUUAUGUGGCGUAUGUACCUGUGCGUGGUCAACUGGUUAGUGCUCAAGCAGCGUAAGACGAACUUCUAUCAGGCAAAAAAUGUAUUUUUUUCAUCACUGGUCAUAUAUUUAGUUUACAUGAUGUUUGAGAGAUAAUACAAUGAAAGAUCACUUGUGUUUGUAUGUAUGAAGUUUCAAUUUAUGUUUUCCAUGUCUAUGACAAAUAUCAUCCAGCAUCGUGUGAUGUCGCAAGCACAUCUGACGCGUAAUUGUACAUUACUCUUAUGGUCUGGCACAUUAUGACUCACUAUAUUACCGAUGGUGAAUAACUUCAAUUGCAUCAUUAUUUAUUGAGGUUUGACUUGGGCUUUCCAACCCUGUCUCUCAUCCUCAAAAAUUUAAUUACAAAUAGUAAAUAGUUAAAUAACAUGAAAUUCAAUACAACUUUAUAAAAAUGCAUGUGGGUUUUUCUCAUUAUAUUACCUCUCAAAUAUCAUGUAAAUUAAAUAAUGUGAUAAGUGGUGAAAAAAUAUAGAUUAGCAAGUAAAUGCUACAGAGAUUUGAACUGCCGCCUCCUCCUCAACUCACUUCCCACUCGCGAACACUAAUUGCUUGACCACAGUGACAUUUUAUGACUGGCACCUUCGCACCGAUACAUCACUUAUGUAAUAGACACGUAAAAUGUCUCUUGUUAUUUUCACAGAAUUUCCAGAGUAGUGCACCUAAUUACUUGCACAGUUUUAAUAUCCUCGUAAAGGUGUAAAAAGUUUGAACUAAAUCUGUGAUUCCAGUGUUGUGGCCUUCCCUUGUUAGUUAAAAUAAACUGAUGGCAGAGCAAUAUUGUUUUAUCUGUGUGAUUGCAACUGGCGAGUGUAUAGUUAGGUCACUGCCAUACUUCCCGCCUUGAAGGAUAAGUUAAUAAUGAUAAAACUGGUAGCAAUUUUUGAAAGAUUUAGAAAUGUACAUUCCAAUUGCCUUAUUAGAAAUAAGUGUGGGAAUAAAUGCUGUGCUAUGUAGUCACAGGGAAUGACGGGCUGUCCACAUUUGUAUGUGCUUACCUAUAUCUUCGAAUGCUAAUAUAGUCUCAGUGAUCACUUAAUCAAAAUUCAUUUAGAUUGAAGAGCAAAUGUGGUUUUGUAAAAUGCUUAUCACUACUCUUGUAACGUUAAGUUACUGUCAUGUAAACUUGAUUUUACUUUACAUAUCGAGGUGUUCUGAUUUCGUACACAAACACAUUCCAUAAAUGUAUUCCAGCUAACUUCUCUCAUGUUUAUAUUUAAGUCCAUAUUGGAUAUAAAUCUCCAUAAUACAGUAUUAGUUUAUACAUCCAGAGGUUAAGUGCAAGUAAUCCUUAAAUAUCAUUUUUCAUUUUAGUGUAUGUGUACAUACAGAAUUUACAAACUGAAAAACCUGUAUGCUGUAAAAGAAAGGAAAAGAAACCAAACAAUGCCAUUGACAAAUGAAAUAAAUGAAGUUUUAUUUUGAGUGUAUAAUUGACUUGAAUGGCAUUCUUCUCCACAAGAUACUUUCUCAGUACCCUUUUUGGCAUUGUAUCAAAGAUUCUGAACUUUGUAGAUAAUUGUUGUGUAAAUUGAAGAUUAAUACUGUUAUAAUAAAGCACGGUUAUGGUACACACAUAACUGAAUAAAAUGAA